AUGAAGCAAGAGGAUUGUGAUGGAUUUGUAUUACAUAAAAUCAUAUAUGAUGCAUUUAAUAAAAAUGCAGUAUAUUAUUUUGAAACAGAAUUUCGAAAUCUUGUAAAAUUUAUUCUAGAUUGUUCGUUGAAUUGUUGGAUAAACCAAUUCGGAAUUGUGGUGAUUUUAAAUGUAGACCCCAGAGAAAUGAGAAUGGUCCCUUUAACAGGAUUUAUAAAAAGCAUUCGCAAUAUUUGUGAUAUUCAUACAAUAGAUAUUAUCGUGAUAAGAGAAGUUACUGAAUCAAAUUUAGCUUAUACCAAACGUGAACUUCGAGAGGCCAGGGCUACAUUGUUAUUGGCUCGUAGAGAAACGAUGAAGGAUGCUUUUAUUUUACUUAUGGACCAUUUGUAUGAAUAUUAUAGCAGAUCAGGAAAAGGAGUAAUCAAAUUUUAUAAUAGGGACGAACUUUAUUAUGAGUUUACUAAUUUUUAUAAUCCAAUAAAGAAAAUAUCGAUAGAUGGUGCAGAUUGGCCAACUACUGAACAUUAUUUUCAAUCAUCAAAAUUUGAAAAUCCAACAAUUCGUAAAAAAAUUCAAUAUGCAAAAUCAGCAAGAGAAGCAUUUUCAAUUGCUAGAUCAUAUGAUAAAGAGAAAAGAGCAAAUUGGGAAUCGGUGGUGUCAGAAGACAGGAAGAUAUUCAAAGAGUUAAUUAUGAAAAAAGCAUUAAAGUGUAAAUUUUCACAAUUUCACUAUUUACGAUUUAAAUUACUUUCUACGUGUGGUGCUGAGAUAAUAGAACAUACGUCGAAUGAUAGGUAUUGGGGAGAUGGUGGGAAUGGUGAGGGAUUAAAUAGAUUAGGUCAACUAUUAAAAGAAGUCAGGUCAGAGAUUUUUCAAGUUGAGCGUGACAGAUUAAUUAAUGAAAACAAUGGAUUUAGAUGUCGGGAUCAAAGAUGGCUUGUGCAUGGAUUACAGUAUUUAAAUAACUUGAACUUUGACAGUGAUAAGAACAAUGUUAAUUAUAAUUGA
Entrophospora sp. SA101 is the source of this 1011-nucleotide messenger RNA. The record is from the annotation of a GenBank genome assembly. NCBI's taxonomy places the organism in Eukaryota, Fungi, Glomeromycota, Glomeromycetes, Entrophosporales, Entrophosporaceae.